GCCCCGUCCCUGACCACCCACCCCGUGCCAGGACGCCUACAACACCGUGGUGCGGUACUUCGGCGAGAGCCCCAAGACGACCCCCCCGUCUGUCUUCUUCCCGGUCUUUGUCCGGUUCAUCCGCUCCUACAAGGACGCGGAGCAGGAGAACGAGACGCGGAAGAAGCAGGAGGAGGUGAUGCGGGAGAAGCUGCUGGCGCAGGAGGCUAAAAAGCAGGAGAAGCGCAACAAGUGGCAGCAGCAGGAGCUGAUCGCGGAGCUGCGGCGGCGCCAGGCCAAGGACCACCGGCCCGUGUACGAGGGCAAGGACGGCACCAUCGAGGACAUCAUCACUGCGCUGAAGAGCGUCCCCUUCACCGCCCGCACGGCCAAGCGGGGCUCCCGCUUCUUCUGCGACCCGUCCCACCACGACGAGUCCAGCUGUUAGUCCCCAGCCCACAGGUGCAUCCGCCUGUAGCCGGGAGAGGCCGAGGACCCACCCGGGGGCAGGGGGGGCUGGGGCUGCCUCAGUUUCCCCUCCUCACCCCCCUCUGCCCCACAGGUGCCCGGGGAAGGCUCUGUCCUGUCCCGACACCAUGCAGGGGUUGGGGGGAAACGUCCUCGUGCCACCGUCCUCACGGGUGACACCCCCGUCCCUGCGCCCGGACCACCCCCAGACCACCCGAGACAGAGGCCAAAUCCAGCUGUGGUGGGACCCCAGCGCCGAGGGCUGACCCGUGGGGUGCCCUCUCCCAGUUGGGGUCCCCUCAUCCCUGGGGUGGGGGGGGGUGUCACUGCUUCAGGGCCCCCACCCCACCGCAGGGACCACGGGGACCCCCCCAGCCCGCGCUCGACACUUUGACCACUGAUGUGAAACACUAAGUGCCAAAAAAAAGGGACCAAAGCCAGGCCGGGGGGGUGUGUGGGGGGAGUGGCAGGAUGGUGCCCACUGUCCCAGGACCCCCCCCGGACCCACCCCUUCGCCCCCCAGUGACUUUUUGUACAUGUGAAAUAUAUGGAGUCUUUUA
Molecule: messenger RNA, 1007 nt
Organism: Neopelma chrysocephalum (saffron-crested tyrant-manakin)
Lineage: Eukaryota; Metazoa; Chordata; Aves; Passeriformes; Pipridae
Product: formin-like protein 3
Exons: 5
Coding region: 179-427 (82 amino acids)
Biological process (GO): cortical actin cytoskeleton organization; cell migration; regulation of cell shape
Cellular component (GO): cytosol
Molecular function (GO): actin filament binding
Source: RefSeq, a predicted model, not a curated record